Molecule: messenger RNA, 2600 nt
Organism: Lactuca sativa (garden lettuce)
Lineage: Eukaryota; Viridiplantae; Streptophyta; Magnoliopsida; Asterales; Asteraceae
Gene: ISA1
Product: isoamylase 1
Biological process (GO): carbohydrate metabolic process
Molecular function (GO): hydrolase activity, hydrolyzing O-glycosyl compounds
Source: RefSeq, a predicted model, not a curated record
AAGAGUAUUGAGGAUGACGGGUUUAAAAAUCCCUUCUCAGAUCACACGUUUACCCAAACCCCAACCCCACAUCCAUCCUUAAACUCUCAGGCAUCUCUGCUCACUACUGCCAAACUCUGCCUUGACACGAAUCUCGAAGGAUUUAUGGAUGCAUCUGUAAUGGAAAAGCUACUUCGAUGUGCUUCGUACUCUCCUCUCCACACUCCCAAACUCACGUCUAUUCACAAUUUUGAAUUAAGAAAUCCCAACAUACAUAUGAAAUGGCGUACUCGGAAGAAUAACAAUGCUUUAGUGGUAAAUGCAAGCGAUGGGGGAGGAGGAGGAGGAGAAGUGGAUACGGCGGUGGUAGAAAAGGACAAGCCGAAAGUACUGCCGCCGAGGUUUCAGGUUUUACAGGGUUCUCCGAUGCCGUUCGGUGCCACAGCUCAGGAAGAUGGAGUCAAUUUCGCGAUAUAUUCGCGCAAUGCCACAUCUGCGACUCUAUGCUUAAUGACUCCCUCCGAUUUGCCUGAGAAAAGAGUUACUGAGCAGAUACCUCUAGAUCAACUUACCAAUAAGACCGGAGAUGUCUGGCAUGUGUUUUUGAAAGGAGAUUUUACAGACAUGCUUUAUGGAUACAAAUUUUCUGGAGACUUUUGUCCUGAGGAAGGGCAUUACUAUGAUUCUUCACGGAUCUUAUUAGAUCCUUAUGCUAAAGCUGUUUUAAGCAGGGAGGAGUUUGGUGUUUUGGGAGCUGAUGAUGAUUGCUGGAGCCAAAUGGCCUGCACAAUCCCUUCUAAUCAUGAGUUUGACUGGGAAGGAGAUCUGCCCCUGUCAUUUGCACAAAGAGAUCUGGUGAUUUAUGAAAUGCAUGUUCGUGGAUUUACAAGGCAUGAGUCCAGUAAGACAGAGUCUCCUGGUACUUACCUUGGUGUAGUGGAAAAACUUGAUCAUUUAAAGGAACUUGGUGUGAACUGCAUAGAGUUAAUGCCAUGCCAUGAGUUCAAUGAGCUGGAGUACUUCAGCUACAAUCCUGUCUUGGGUGACUACAGGUUAAAUUAUUGGGGGUAUUCAACUAUCAAUUACUUCUCACCUAUGUUGAGAUAUGCAUCUGCUGGUGGUCGUAAUGGUGGCCUUGAUGCAAUAAAUGAGUUCAAACAACUUAUUAAAGAGGCACACAAACGUGGAAUCGAGGUGCUCAUGGAUGUGGUUUUCAAUCACACUGCUGAAGGGAAUGAAAAUGGUCCCAUUUUGUCUUUUCGAGGUGUUGAUAACAGUGUCUUUUAUAUGCUUGCACCUAAGGGAGAGUUCUACAACUAUUCAGGAUGUGGAAACACAUUCAACUGCAACCAUCCUAUUGUGCGCCAAUUUAUAGUAGAUUCCUUGAGAUAUUGGGUAACAGAGAUGCAUGUAGAUGGAUUUCGAUUUGAUCUUGCCUCUAUCAUGACAAGAGGCAGCAGUCUUUUUGAUGCAGUAAAUGUAUAUGGAAAUCAAGUAGAAGAUGAUUUACUGACAACCGGCUCACCUCUCACCAACCCACCAUUAAUUGACAUGAUUAGCAAUGACCCAAUACUUCGAGGAGUGAAGCUUAUCGCUGAAGCAUGGGACUGUGGAGGCCUUUACCAAGUCGGCGUGUUUCCUCACUGGGGUAUUUGGUCAGAAUGGAAUGGAAAGUAUCGCGAUACAGUAAGGCAGUUCAUCAAGGGUACAGAUGGAUUUUCUGGUGCUUUUGCUGAAUGCCUUUGUGGGAGCCCUAAUCUAUACCAGGAAGGUGGUAGAAAACCAUGGAACAGUAUAAACUUCAUAUGUGCACAUGAUGGCUUUACACUGGCUGACUUAGUUAUGUACAAUGACAAACAUAACCUUGCAAAUGGUGAAGACAACAAAGAUGGAGAAAGUCACAAUAACAGCUGGAAUUGCGGACAGGAGGGGGAGUUUGUAAGCAUAUCAGUGAAGAGAUUGAGGAAACGACAGAUGAGAAAUUUCUUCCUUUGUCUAAUGGUUUCACAGGGUGUACCGAUGAUACAUAUGGGGGAUGAAUAUGGUCACACAAAAGGGGGAAACAACAACACGUAUUGCCAUGAUAACUAUAUGAACUACUUCCAGUGGGAUAAGAAAGAAGAGUCAUCAUCAGAUUUUUUCAGAUUUUGCCGUCUAGUCACCAACUUCCGCCAUGAAUGUGAGGCGCUUGGCUUAAAUGAUUUUCCUACAGCUGAAAGGCUACAGUGGCAUGGACAUGCCCCUGAAACACCAGAUUGGUCUGAAACAAGUAGAUUUGUGGCUUUCACCAUGAAGGAUUUGGUGAAAGGAGAGCUAUAUAUCGCCUUCAACACUAGUCAUUUAGCGGUUACAAUAACAUUGCCUGAAAGACCAGGGUGCAGGUGGCAACCAUUGGUGGACACCAGCAAGACUGCACCAUUUGAUUUUCUAAGUGAUGAUGUUCCAGAAAGAGAAAGAGAGGUGGCCAUGAAACAAUAUGCACAGUUUCUUGAUGGGAAUUUGUAUCCUAUGCUUAGCUAUUCCUCUAUAAUCUUAUUACUCACUCCUGAUGUAAGUGGUUUAAUCUGAUAAGCCCUAUACUCAUAUGUAAGUAAUUUACCCCUUAAAAAUUGUUUACCUAA